GUCAGAGUUUACAACCAAGUCAGACUCAACUUUACAACACUGACAAGGCUGUGAUUUGCAAUGUGCGCUGUCACUCGUUUUUUUUUAAUGGAAAAAUCGGGAAAAACUUUCGAAGGUAAAUCUGUGCAGUAAUUUGACUUUAGCCAGGUAAACGUUUAACUUUUUUUUAUUUGUGUUUCUUUUUUUUGUGUGGAAAAGUUACAGAUACAGUGGAGUAGAUAUGCGCGUUGUUAUAUUUUACAGUGUGUUCUUCCGAAACAUCAGAAAGAAGUGUACUGUUUGUGGUGAUUGCGAUAGCUAACCCUACUGUUGGGAGAACAUAACUUUACUUUUGGACUCACUUUGAUUUAACUUUCGAUGAUCGAGGUUUCGAGUUUCGCCCUCCGAAAAACUAGAUUUUUGGUUCUUUGAGUUGAAUCUUUUUCUACAUAUUUUUUUUUUCCUUCUCGGGCAAAUACUUUUUGGGAUAGUUUUUGUUGUUGGAAUAAACAUGGAUCCGAGCCAGCACAACCCCCCGGCCGGUCACCAGAUAAUCCACGUCCGGGGAGACUCGGAGACGGAUCUGGAGACCCUUUUCAACGCUGUUAUGAACCCGAAAAAUACCAGCGUCCCCCCCUCCGUCCCAAUGAGGAUGAGAAAGCUUCCAGAUUCCUUCUUCAAACCGCCAGAGCCAAAGUCCCACUCCAGACAAACCAGCACAGACGCAGGUACGGCUGGUGCCAUCGCCCCCCACCACGUGCGUGCCCACUCGUCCCCUGCCUCCCUACAGCUAGGGGCAGUGUCUCCCCUGUUGGGCAUGGUCCCUGCGGGCGCCCCCCCAUCACACCUCCGACAGUCGUCCUAUGAGAUCCCAGAUGACAUGCCCCUGCCCCCGGGCUGGGAGAUGGCCAAGACACCCUCUGGACAGAGAUACUUCCUCAAUGUGAACGUCCCGGUGUUGAACGUCUCGGUGUUGAACGUCUCGGUGUUGAACGUCCCAUGUGAACGUCCUAGUGUGAACGUCCCAGUGUUGAACGUCCCAGUGUUGAACGUCUCGGUGUUCAACGUCCCAUGUGAACGUCCCAGUGUGAACGUCUCAGUGUUGAACGUCUCAGUGUUGAACGUCCCAGUUGUGAACGUCUCAGUGUUGAACGUCUCAGUGUUGAACGUCUCAGUGUUGAACGUCCCAGUAGUGAACGUCCCAGUGUUGAACGUCCCAGUGUUGAACGUCCCAGUGUUGAACGUCCCAGUGUUGAACGUCCCAGUGUUGAACGUCCCAGUGUUGAACGUCCCAGUGUUGAACGUCCCAUGUGAACAUCCCAGUGUGAACGUCUCAGUGUUGAACGUCCCAGUGUUGAACGUCCCAGUUGUGAACGUCCCAGUGUUGAACGUCUCGGUGUUCAACGUCCCAGUUGUGAACGUCCCAGUGUUGAACGUCUCGGUGUUCAACGUCCCAUGUGAACGUCUCGGUGUUCGACGUCCUAGUGUGAACGUCUCGGUGUUCGACGUCCCAUGUGAACGUCCCAGUGUGAACGUCUCAGUGUUGAACGUCUCAGUGUUGAACGUCCCGGUGUUCGACGUCCCAGAGCUGGCUUUGAGGACCCAACUACCAGUCAGUAUGGAGCAGGACGGGGGGACUCCCAACCCCGUGUCGUCCCCUGGGAUGGGUCAGGAUGCCAGAACCAUGGCAACCAACAGCUCCGACCCAUUCCUCAACAGUGGGACCUACCACUCCAGGGACGAGAGCACAGACAGCGGUCUGAGUAUGAGCAGCUACAGUGUCCCCCGGACCCCUGACGACUUCCUCAACAGUGUGGACGAGAUGGACACUGGGGACGCCCUGCCGGUCUCCAUGGGGACGCAGCCCAGCCGUUUCCCUGACUACCUGGACGCCAUCCCGGGGACGGACGUGGACCUGGGCACGCUGGAGAGUGACAACAUGGCCAUGGAGGGGGAGGAGCUUAUGCCUAGUCUCCAGGAAGCCCUUAGCUCCGACAUCCUGAACGAUAUGGAGUCAGUCCUGGCCGCCACAAAGAUCGACAAGGAGAGCUUCCUCACAUGGUUAUAACAUGGUUAUAACAUGGUUAUAACACAUUUAUAGAACAAACUGGACCCUUAUACGGUAUACAGUGGGGGUUGCCAAACUUUUGUUUUCUCUGUAACCCAACUGAAGUGGGUGUUGUGUCGUGACCCACCAACUGAGGUGGGUGUUGUGUCGUGACCCACCAACUGAGGUGGGUGUUGUGACCAACCAUAGGACUUGAACAGUGGAACUACAUAUUCUGACCUACUGGUAUAUAGGAGAGAGGAGAUGAGAGGAGAUGAGAUGAGAGGACAGGAGAGGAGAGGAGAGGAGAGGAGAGGAGAGGAGAGGAGAG
This is a messenger RNA of Salvelinus namaycush (lake trout), 2357 nucleotides long. RefSeq names its product transcriptional coactivator YAP1-like. Gene Ontology annotation, biological process: positive regulation of transcription by RNA polymerase II; hippo signaling. The coding region runs from base 491 to 2047 and encodes 518 amino acids. NCBI's taxonomy places the organism in Eukaryota, Metazoa, Chordata, Actinopteri, Salmoniformes, Salmonidae. Gene Ontology annotation, molecular function: transcription corepressor activity; transcription coactivator activity; protein binding. Gene Ontology annotation, cellular component: cytoplasm; nucleus. The record is from RefSeq and is a predicted model, not a curated record. The transcript has 15 exons.